Vigna radiata var. radiata (mung bean) is the source of this 859-nucleotide messenger RNA. RefSeq names its product protein CRABS CLAW. The transcript is spliced from 7 exons. Bases 165 to 686 code for a protein of 173 amino acids. Gene Ontology annotation, cellular component: nucleus. Lineage: Eukaryota; Viridiplantae; Streptophyta; Magnoliopsida; Fabales; Fabaceae. Gene Ontology annotation, biological process: floral meristem determinacy; leaf development; cell fate commitment. The record is from RefSeq and is a predicted model, not a curated record.
UUCAUCUAUCUAUAUAUCUUCCAAUUCCUAUUCCUAUAUAUCACCCACUGACCCUUUCAAAUUGUUAUCUUAAACCCUACAACUGCAACAUUUUCCUCCCUCUGCUAAACCUACUACUCACUCCUCUUUCACUCUUCUCCUCCUAACCCUUGUUCCUUCGAAAUAUGAACCACGAAGACAAACUCACCAUGGACCUGGUUCCACCAUCUGAACACCUCUGCUACGUUCGUUGCAACUUCUGCAACACUGUCCUCGCGGUUGGUAUCCCAUGCAAGAGGCUGUUAGACACUGUGACAGUGAAGUGUGGCCACUGCAGCAACCUCUCCUUUCUGAGCACCAGACCCCCAAAUUCUCAAAACCAAAGCAUUGAUCACACCCUCAGUCUCCAGGGGUUUUACAGUAAUGCCAAAAAGGGACAAGCAUCGUCUUCAUCUUCCUCACCAACCACAUCCAACGAGUCAGUGUCCCCAAAAGCAGCAUCAUUUGUUGUGAAACCACCUGAGAAAAAGCAUCGUCUCCCAUCUGCAUACAAUCGUUUCAUGAAAGAGGAGAUACAGCGCAUCAAAGCAGCGAACCCUGAAAUCCCACAUCGAGAAGCUUUCAGCGCUGCUGCAAAAAAUUGGGCAAGGUUCAUUCCAAAUUCACCAACCAGUUCAGUUUCUGCAAGUAAAGUUAAUGCAGAUUGAUGGAGCUGUUGCAUUAUGGUUCAGAGAGAAUUGGAGCAAGUUAACUUAAUUAGGUGUCACUUAGUUAUAUUUAAUUAGGUGUUCAUUUUCUACAUCUAUAUCUUUUAAUUUCCUACAGUGUCGAGAUGAACUUUGUGUCUUCAUGUUGAUCUGAAAUGUGUUUAAUUAAAGAA